Alternaria burnsii is the source of this 2265-nucleotide messenger RNA. RefSeq lists its product as uncharacterized. The transcript has a single exon. The record is from RefSeq and is a predicted model, not a curated record. The coding region runs from base 1 to 2265 and encodes 754 amino acids. NCBI's taxonomy places the organism in Eukaryota, Fungi, Ascomycota, Dothideomycetes, Pleosporales, Pleosporaceae.
AUGUUCAUUCUACAAACAACCACAGCGAUACUAAUCGCAUUCCUUGCACUUGUCGCGUAUAACGAAGUUCGAAAUCGUCUCGCCAAAGGCCGGUCAAGAAGGAAAGAUCUCGAAACUCCAGGCAGUCCAACGAUAUCCACUACCAAUGAUGUCAAACCACCGCCGCAAGAUGCGAACUUGGAAAAGGACCAUGUUCUCGAAACAUCUCGGCUGAGCAAUGAAGAGCUAGAGAGAUAUAAGCACAUCUACUACAAACUACAUCAUCUUGAGAAUCACCCUGAGAUUUUGCCAGAGUGCAACAAGCUCCUUCUCAGUCUACUCUCUUCAACAAUCACGGAUGCAGUCAAGGAACCCGGAGAUGGCAUUCUGUCCGUUAAGAGAUUCUCACGUGAAUCAUUAGAUGAAUUUCUCAAAGCCAAAGAUGUUGACGUCACCAACCGGUGGGAGGAGUAUCUUUCGCGUCGAAGAGCUGGUGGAUCCCGAGAGAUGUUUGCCGACAAAGAUGAGGCAAAGUGGUGGCUCAAGCAAGCAGCGCCAGUCAAAUACGUUGAUGGUGCGUGGCUCGGACACAUCAACAAAAUCACCACACCAUUCCAGUACCGUCAGAUUACCAAGAACGCAUGGCAGGUCAUGUCCGAAGAGCUUGGCGACGGCGACCUUGCAAAGAACCAUGUACAUGUAUAUCGACAAUUGAUGAACGACAUCGACGCUGGUCUUCCUGCUGCUGACUCGGAGGACUUUAUCAAUCCUCGCCAUGGAUUAACAGAAACGCGAUGCUGGAAAGCUGCCAUGGCGCAACUUACCAUCUCCCUGUUCUCUCACGAUUUUCUUCCCGAGCUUUUGGGCUUCAACAUGGCUUAUGAGAGCCUGCCACUCCACCUGUUGAAGACCGUCAAGGAGCUUCGUGAACUUCGGCUAAAUCCGUACUAUUUCGAACUCCACAUAUCUAUCGACAAUGCCGAUUCUGGUCAUGCUGCUAUGGCAAUGGCUGCAGUUACUAACUACAUUGAGAUGAUAGCUGAGAAGGAAGGAGAGGAAGCCGCGCAUGUCGCGUGGAGACGCGUGCAGGCUGGCUACAUCCUCGCUGAGGGCUUGCCCACUACCCCAGAAAGUCCAUCACUGAAAGCCCAUGCUGAAGAGCCUUUUCCUCGUAGCAAUACUGAGGCGGCGCUAAUCGACAUCUUUGCUGCAAAAAGCUUUGUCGCCCACAAGAUCCAUUGCAACAGUCGCCUGAAAAUUGGUCGCCGUUCUUUAGUGGAUUGGUUAGAGCCGAAUGCUUUCAAAGAUGCACAGUGGCAAGGAGAGUUCCUACAGGACCUUGGCAAUUGUAGACCUUGGGUAAUCAAGGGUAGCAGUGGAAAGAGUAGAUUAGUGACAGAGUUGUCCUGGGAAGGCAAGAUGUUUGGAAGUUUCACCGAGAAGGAGGUGGAAAUCGUAAAAGCGUGGAUAGACGAACUUGGCCUGCCUAUUCAGAGCCCAGAGUCAGAUCCAAACGCAUAUUUUGAGUUCACAGGACGGUCUUUUAGUCCUCUAGUGGAACUGAUGACACGGCAUCUGGACAUCCUUGUCGACUACCCAGUCCUUGCGACGCCUGAGCCGGACACUCCUUUCAAGAACACCAACGCCAACGAUCUGAACAUCGAUGAUGCACCAACUCUUGAUCUCAGUAGGCUCAACAUCUCCAAUUUCCUCCCUUUGUGGUUCACAUCACCUACUCUACUCGAAACGCUCCCUGCCGUACCUAUCCGAGCUGCCGACGAAUUCGGCUCUGCCAUCGUACGCGUACUUCGCGCUCAGACUGGAUUCAGUGCUGAAGGCUCCGGUGUAGCCGGCAUGGACGAAGUUCACCGUACUGACGACGGUCAAGCUAUUGGCCUGGUUGAGGUUGGCCUGGAAAUGUGCCAUAGCGCAAGCAUAAGGAUACCCUCGAGCUUGGAGGAAGCAGUCGCUAUGGGUAAUGAUGAAUCAGUUUCGUUCUCGCAGUGGAUGAUUUGGAUGGGUAUGCGAUGGCUGACCCAUCAGGAUCUACUCGUGGGUAUGACUUGGGCAUUCAUGGAGGUGCAUGAAGCAAUUGCCAGAGGUCAGGGAGACAUGGCGUUAUUGUGUGAGGAGAGUCGGUGCGUGAUGCAGGAAAUCGUCAUCAGGGAGAGAACAGGCUUGGAUAUCUGCAAAGAAGAGAUAUUUCAGGACCAGAAACGUAAGCAGGAGUUCUGCACGGGACUUUGCAUAGCGAGAAGAGCGAUUCAAGCAUGUUUCACGAAGUAG